Messenger RNA from Acaulospora morrowiae, 174 nucleotides. NCBI's taxonomy places the organism in Eukaryota, Fungi, Glomeromycota, Glomeromycetes, Diversisporales, Acaulosporaceae. The record is from the annotation of a GenBank genome assembly.
AAGAACAGAUUUUCCAAAUUUAUAGUUGAGAAUACUGAACUAAAAAGAGAGAAGGCUGAAUUCUCGGCUAAGGAAGAAGGGUUUAGAGCUAGAAUUGUAGAAUUAGAACGGAAUGCAAAAGAAAGUGCUGAGAAUGAGAAGCAAAAUCAGAUAGAAAAUUCUAAACGAAACUAG